Messenger RNA from Odocoileus virginianus texanus, 2377 nucleotides. The record is from RefSeq and is a predicted model, not a curated record. Lineage: Eukaryota; Metazoa; Chordata; Mammalia; Artiodactyla; Cervidae.
AGCUUUCCCCCGACGGAACCCGCCGCAAGCAAUUAGCCAGCAUCCCGAACCGGCCCCCAGACGCACCCCAGGCCCAAGGCAAGGAUGAGCAAGACGCGUGAGGCACAAAGCCGAAACUCAACUUUUUAAAGAUAUUAUUUGCUUUGUGUGCGUGUGUGUGUGCGUGCGCGGGGGGGUGGAGGGAGGGGGAAGCAGCAGAAUGAGCUGAUGCCGAGGGUACAGCCACCCCACUUCUGCCUGCCUCCUCCUCCCCCUAAAGCUACUGCCCUAGCACACGCGCGCGCACACACUGCACUUGGGCCGGGUUUCGGCGCUCUGUCCCCCGGCUUGGAUGGGAGUUUUCAUUUCCGAAGGAGGCAGAGCCAGGGGAGCGCGCUGAAGGGCUGGAGCCCCAAGUUUCUCCUCACCAGCGCUGGCUGCCCGCUGUCAUUCGCUCAGGCUGGCCGGGGGAAGGGACCCGCACGCCAGGCUUUGUUGUGGAAAUCCCGGGUUACCUGGCUAAUAAACCACACCAUGGAUAACUUAUUGGACUUUGCCUGAAAGGAAUCAUUAGUGUCAUUGGAUAUUUGACCAACCUGGCUACAGGUUUUUUCAGAAUGAAUGGAAGGUCAUGCGGCAUGAAUCUCCACCGGACAUCAGGAACCCCACAGGGGCCUGGGAUGGUCAGUGGCCAACACAUCCCUCCCAUCCAAGCCCAUUCGGGGACUCCUGGCCCCUCAUCCUGUGGCAGCACAGCAAGCUCUGCCAUUGGAAGCCUUGCUGACAGCCUCCAUCUCAAGAUGCCCUCAGGAGGAGGGAUGGCUCCUCAGAGCAACAUGAAUGAGAGCCCCAUCCAUCUGCCUGCCUUGAGCCCCAGGAGACAAGUGCUCACCAGUGGGAAGCCACGUUUCCAGGUCACCCAGGCUGGAGGCGUGUCAGGGCCACACACAUUAAAGCCAAAGCAGCAGGAGUUUGGAAGCCCCUUUCCUCCAAAUUCUGGGAAAGGGGCUCUUGGCUUUGGGCCUCAGUGCAAGUCCAUUGGAAAAGGCAGCUGCAACAAUCUAGUGGUCACCAGCAGUCCCAUGAUGGUUCAGCGACUGGGACCCAUUUCACCUCCAGCAAGCCAGGUCUCCACAGCAUGCAACCAGAUCAGUCCUAGCUUACAGAGGGCAGUGAAUGCAGCCAACCUGAAUAUACCUCCUUCAGAUACCAGGUCCCUUAUUUCGCGAGAGUCUUUGGCCUCCUCAACUUUGAGUCUGACAGAAAGUCAGUCGACCUUGAACGUGAAACAAGAGUGGUCGCACGGCUAUAAGGCUCCCCCUUCACUCUCCUCGAGCCACAGCUCUCAGAAUGGCACUGAUCUAGGGGACCUAAUUAGCCUUCCUCCUGGGACAGCCAUGUCCAGCAACAGUGUCUCUAACUCAUUGCCAUCCUACCUUUUCGGUAUGGAAAGCAGCCACUCUCCUUACCCCAGUCCCCGACACUCUUCAGCCAGGUCCCACUCGGCCCGCUCCAAGAAGAGAGCACUGUCCUUGUCCCCGCUGUCCGACGGCAUCGGGAUAGACUUCAAUACCAUCAUCCGCACCUCGCCCACGUCCCUGGUCGCCUACAUCAACGGGUCAAGGGCUUCCCCCGCCAACAUGUCUCCACAGCCUGAGGUCUACGGGCAUUUCCUGGGAGUGCGAGGCAGCUGUAUUCCCCAGCCGUGCUCAGUGCCAAGUGGCCAGAAGGCUGUGCGGGUGGCCAGCGGUGGCCUGGCUCUCCCGGCCUACGACGAGGACGGCGCGCUGGAGUAUGAGCGCAUGCAGCAGCUGGAGCACGGUGGCCUCCAGCCGGGCCUGGUCAACAACAUGGUGGUGCAGCACGGCCUGCCGGACCCCGCCGGCCACGCGGCCGGCCUGCUCAAGACCGAGCGCCUGGAUGAUUUCCCUGGUGGCGUCCUGGACCUGCCCCCCGCACCCCCUCUGCCACCGCCGCCCCAGCCCCAAGGCCCCCCGCCGCCCUACCAUGCCCACCCGCAUCUGCAUCAUCCAGAGCUGGUCCACCAGGCCCAGCCGCUGGCCCUGCCCCAGGCCGCCCUGGAAGAGGAUGGGGAGAUGGAUGACGUUGGGGGCAAGCAUUGCUGUCGCUGGAUCGACUGCAGUGCCUUGUAUGACCAGCAGGAGGAACUUGUGCGGCACAUCGAGAAGGUUCACAUAGACCAGCGCAAAGGAGAAGACUUCACUUGUUUCUGGGCCGGUUGUCCUCGAAGGUACAAGCCAUUUAAUGCCCGCUAUAAACUGUUGAUCCACAUGAGAGUUCACUCGGGGGAAAAGCCCAACAAGUGUUCGGAAAACUUGAAGCUGAUACAUUGUAAGAAUGCCAGGUUAUAUGACUGAAAAGAAUAAUUGCAUUCCAG